CCUGCGCACCGGAGCCCGGAGGAGUCUUACCCUAAUGUAAGAUGGUGGCCCGUCUAGCUGUGGAACCCACCGAAAGCUGAGAGUCUCUCUCUCAGCCGUAAAGGUCGGACUCGCUGAAGCAGUCAGGCCCGGUUCUGAAGAGUUUUUUCGCCGACUCUCGUUCACUGGUCUCCUGUGAGGACGCAGCAGCGCGUGGAGUCGGCUAAGGGAAAAGCGAGGCAAGGCAGGCGGGUCUAAAGAGUUCUACAUUUUAGCUCUCAGUGCUGAAUUUCCUUCUCCCUUAAAUUAUUAUAAACUUUUGCUGCUGUCUAAGAAGCGUGAAGAUGUCUCGCAGUCCUGAUGCAAAGGAAGACCCUGUGGAAUGCCCUCUUUGCAUGGAGCCCCUGGAGAUAGACGAUAUUAACUUUUUCCCUUGCACCUGUGGCUACCAGAUAUGCCGAUUUUGUUGGCAUCGAAUUCGCACUGAUGAGAAUGGACUUUGUCCUGCGUGUAGAAAGCCAUAUCCAGAAGACCCAGCAGUUUAUAAACCACUUUCCCAGGAAGAAUUGCAAAGGAUAAAGAAUGAGAAAAAGCAGAAACAAAAUGAAAGAAAACAGAAAAUUUCAGAAAACCGAAAACAUUUGGCUAGUGUACGUGUGGUACAAAAAAACCUCGUCUUUGUUGUAGGUCUGUCACAGCGCCUAGCAGACCCAGAAGUUUUAAAACGACCAGAGUAUUUUGGGAAGUUUGGUAAAAUACAUAAAGUUGUCAUCAAUAAUAGCACAUCAUAUGCAGGCUCACAGGGUCCAAGUGCCAGUGCUUAUGUAACCUAUAUCCGGUCAGAAGAUGCUCUCAGAGCAAUACAGUGCGUCAACAAUGUGGUGGUAGAUGGCAGGACACUAAAGGCGUCUUUAGGUACAACAAAAUACUGCAGUUACUUCUUAAAGAAUAUGCAGUGCCCAAAGCCUGACUGCAUGUAUCUGCAUGAAUUGGGAGAUGAGGCAGCCAGCUUCACAAAAGAGGAAAUGCAGGCGGGUAAACACCAAGAGUAUGAACAGAAGCUACUUCAAGAAUUAUAUAAAUUAAAUCCCAAUUUUCUUCAGCUAUCUACUGGUUCAGUUGAUAAGAAUAAGAACAAAGUGACACCUUUGCAGAGGUAUGAUACCCCCAUUGACAAACCUUCAGAUUCUCUCAGUAUAGGGAAUGGUGAUAAUUCCCAACAGAUAUCUAACAGUGAUACGCCUUCACCACCACCUGGUUUAUCAAAAUCCAAUCCCGUCAUCCCCAUCAGCUCAUCCAAUCACAGUGCAAGGUCUCCUUUUGAAGGGGCAGGAACAGAGUCACAGUCAUUAUUUUCAGACAAUUUUCGCCAUCCCAACCCUAUACCAAGUGGGCUUCCUCCUUUUCCCAGCUCUCCACAGACACCCAGUGAUUGGCCUACAGCUCCAGAACCACAGAGCCUCUUCACAUCAGAAACAAUCCCAGUAUCAUCAUCUACAGACUGGCAAGCAGCGUUUGGCUUUGGUUCUUCUAAACAGCCAGAGGAUGACUUGGGUUUUGAUCCCUUUGAUGUCACUCGAAAAGCCUUAGCAGACCUGAUUGAGAAGGAACUGUCCGUCCAAGAUCAACCUUCCCUGUCUCCCACAUCUCUUCAGAACUCCUCCUCACACACUACAACCGCCAAAGGUCCAGGCUCUGGAUUUCUGCAUUCUGCUGCACCUACAAAUGCCAACUCUCUUAAUAGUACCUUUUCAGUCUUGCCACAGAGGUUCCCUCAAUUUCAGCAGCACCGAGCAGUUUAUAAUUCAUUCGGUUUUCCAGGCCAGGCAGCCCGCUAUCCUUGGAUGGCCUUUCCACGCAAUAGCAUCAUGCACUUGAACCACACAGCAAACCCCACCUCAAAUAGUAAUUUCUUGGACUUGAAUCUCCCGCCACAGCACAACACAGGUCUGGGAGGGAUCCCCAUAGCAGACAACAACAGUUCUGUAGAGAGUUUAAAUAUGAAGGAAUGGCAGGACGGGCUAAGGGCACUUCUACCCAACAUUAACAUCAACUUUGGUGGACUGCCCAAUUCUUCUUCCCCCUCCAACGCCAACCACAGUGCACCACCGUCCAACACUGCCACCACCGACAGCGUGAGUUGGGACAGCCCUGGCAGCUGGACAGACCCAGCCAUCAUCACAGGUAUUCCAGCAUCUUCAGGAAACAGUUUAGACUCUAUUCAAGAUGACAAUCCUCCACACUGGCUAAAAUCCCUUCAGGCCCUCACAGAGAUGGACGGCCCCAGCGCUGCCCCGUCACAGACCCACCACAGCGCCCCCUUCAGCACACAGAUCCCUCUGCACAGAGCCAGUUGGAACCCCUACCCACCUUCUUCAAACCCUUCCAGCUUCCACUCCCCACCCCCAGGCUUUCAGACAGCCUUCAGACCCCCCAGCAAAACCCCCACAGAUCUGCUACAGAGUUCAACACUGGACCGCCACUAAGAAAGAGGAGUUCAGAAGGGCAGGAUCUGUCCCACCCUGUGUUCUCCCUCUCAGCCCACUCACAGUUCCCUUCUCAUCUCUUACGUUCUGAAGAAUCCAGUUCCUGGUCAUUUUUUUUUCUCCAUACCCCCAGAUGCAAUGUGGUCACAGCGUCUCUACCAUCUUUUCUUUAAUAAGUUUCGGUUGAUCCAGCAUUUGAGUGAGUGACACUAUUGAAUGUUCCUUGGGGGAAAAUGCCUUUUUAAGCAGAGAAAAAAGAAAAUCAAAAGGCAGUCUCAAUACUUAGAAAAUUACUGUUUGUCUGUCGCUCAUAAUAAUGACAUAGUCUGCUUAGCAGAAAAUGACGAUUAAUCUUUCGGAAAGGUCAAGGAAACACAUUAUCAACUGCAGACGAAGACCAGGCUGAUUUGAAGGAGAUUGCUAAGUGCAUGGGGGAAAGCAGUGGGCCUGGCAUCCAUCUUGUAUUCAGCUUUUCACUAUUGCAGGAAAAAUGCUUUUCAUUUUAAAUUCUUUAUUGAAUUGACAGGGAGGACUCAAUUGUGUUGUUAAGCAAAGGGAUUUAUUGGAAGUUGAUGGCAAGAUAAAUUGUCUGUAGGGAGGGAGAAGUAAUUUUUCAAGGAGAAAAAAAUUUUGGCUUUAGAUUUAAAUUCAGAUGUUUUAAAGGAAAAAAGUAUUCACAGAGUUAAUACCUAUCCAUAAUAUAAGAGCUGAAUUCUAAGUGAUUUCCUCAGUCUUUCUCCUCUGUCGGGAUCUUUUUGUCUUUGACCUAAGUCCACCUGGCAGGGCACUCUGAGCCAGCACUGCUCUGGGGCCAUCUGAUCACCAACAGGAGCAAAUCUCUGACCUCCUUGCCUGCAGCUUUUACUUAACCCUGUAGUUUCUGGACUUUUGUGCAGUAUUGAAAAGACAGGAGAAAAGAAAACAAACCUGGUUAUAACCUGAUGCUAAAACUAAAAACAAGGAAAUGUACCUCUUUCUUCAGAAUUAAAACUAAAAUCUUAAAUAAAACAGAAAACUUGAUGGUGACCAUUGGGUGAUUGUUGGUUUUGUUUUUCCAGUUUGUUACAUGUGAACUUGAAAUAUUAUGUGAUACAAUGCCAUUUGAGUUUCCACUAGAUUUGUACAUCUUCAGCUAUAGAGGAUGGUUUUGAAGGACGUAGAAAACAAAGUCAAAGUUGUUUUUGUCAGUCACCACUAGUUUUAAAGAUCAGCCUUAUUGCUCACAACAGUUCCUUUCCAGUGGCUUUCAGUAGCUGAGACCUCUACUGGGCUGUUAGAGAUGCAGAGCAGACCUUCCCAGCUGAGAAGCCACUUGCCAGGAGUGGAUGGGAUCCUGACCCGCUGAGAUGGUUCUCCAGGAAGACCUAGCAGGAGCGCAGCACCCUAAGAGCAUCCCCUUACCAGUUAGAGGAAGGAUGCAGAAGCCCCAGGGUGGGCAGUCAGACAUACCUGUUAUGGCCAUGGUAGGGGAGUGCUUGGCAAUGGAGAGGGGAAGGUGGGAGGAGUGCUUCCUCCCAGAACCCUAGGAAUCUAUAUAGUUUGUAUGUCUUGUCUUAUUUAGACUGCACCCAGUUGGCAAUCUUGUAUGCGAUGUUCAAAGGGAAUCUUCUAGAGGACAGAGUAGAUUUAAGUUGUAUAUGAGGUGCUUUGGAGUUGAUUUUUUUUUCCUCU
Molecule: messenger RNA, 4136 nt
Organism: Onychomys torridus (southern grasshopper mouse)
Lineage: Eukaryota; Metazoa; Chordata; Mammalia; Rodentia; Cricetidae
Gene: Cnot4
Product: CCR4-NOT transcription complex subunit 4
Exons: 12
Coding region: 324-2465 (713 amino acids)
Biological process (GO): protein ubiquitination
Cellular component (GO): CCR4-NOT complex
Molecular function (GO): RNA binding; metal ion binding; ubiquitin-protein transferase activity
Source: RefSeq, a predicted model, not a curated record